AUGCGGCUUAUCUUCAGGAAUUUGUUUCUUGUGUGGGUCUUCUGUUGUUUAAGUAAAAAUGUUUGUUUAAACUCAGCAGCAGACAACUCCUUAGAAGAUACUCUAGAAGACAUCGGCCCCUUUGACUCCUUUGAUUCUCUCAAUACUUCUUCCUCUUCAUCAUCAGCUGCUGCUGCUGCUGCUGAUGUUGAUUCCGAUCUUGAUGACGAUGACGACUUGGAUUUGCAUGCAGGAGCAGACGCAGCUGCAGCAUCAGAUGCUGCUGCAGCAUCAGAUGCUGCUGCAGCAUCAGAUGCUGCUGCAGCAUCAGAUGCUGCUGCAGCAUCAGCUGCUACAGCAGGAGAAGGGGAAGCAGCGCACAGACGCGAAGAGACAGAUGAGCAGCAGGAGAGACGCGAAGUUGCAGAAGCAAUGCAGAAGCUGUCUCCUGAAGAGCUUAAAGAACUAGAAGAAGAAAUAGCAAAAGAGAUGGAGUUGUUUUCAAGAUUAUCAUCUACCACCACAACAACAAAAGCCCCUGGGUUUUUCAAAGAGGCGGCUACUGGAGUGGGUAAUUUCUUUUUAGCUCCUUUUCGUUCUGCUCAUCAAAUGCUGACAAACCCAAAGAAGUCUAUUAGUGCAAAUGAUGGGAGCUUUAUACUUGCAGCAAAAAAAAUAAAUAAUGCAAUAAAAGGAGAAGGAGGGGGCUGGGGUGAAGUAGUUCGAGACAUGUGGAGAAUAGUGACGAUGAACCCAGAUCGUAUGAAAGAAGCAGAGAGAGAAAGGCUUAAAAGUGCAGUUAGUAGAGGCAGCACAGCUAGAAAUAUUAUGAAUUCGGAUGGGGCUGCAGCGCAUGCAUUCGGAGAUAGUUUAAAGACUGCUUGGGAAAUUGAUGAGCUGACAAAACAAAGUGAGCAACAAAAAAAGACAGAAGAACAACAACAAAAAGAAUUCGAACUCAUGCUCGAAAGAUUCGACAACUAA
Messenger RNA from Eimeria acervulina, 963 nucleotides. RefSeq lists its product as hypothetical. The record is from RefSeq and is a predicted model, not a curated record. The transcript is spliced from 2 exons. The coding region runs from base 1 to 963 and encodes 320 amino acids. Lineage: Eukaryota; Apicomplexa; Conoidasida; Eucoccidiorida; Eimeriidae.